AAUUUCAGUAUUUCAGUAUGUGGGCGUUGUCCAGAUCGCAAUGUUCAGCUUAUUAACGCCUAUCGCAGUGCUCGCCAGCCUGCUUGUUAUCUGCUCCAACUCCGCAUCCGCGAGGUUGCUAAACAACGACUGCGGAGCCAGUUACCAGCAAUCAUUGGUGGGUCCCUGGACAGCCUUGUUGCACGAAAACGGGAAAAUUUUUUGUGCCGGAACCCUGAUCACUAAAUCCUUUAUACUGACUGCUGCGAACUGCAUUAAAAGUGACACCAUCGUAAAGGUUCGCUUGGGGGAGUACGGUAGGAACCAGAUUGAGUUGGCGGAAGAUCAUUUGGUGGACUUUUCUCUCAGGUAUCGAUACUAUAGCAACGACUCGCAUGGCAAUGACAUCGGCCUGCUGAAACUGACCAAGGAAGUGCAGUUUAAAACAUACUUAAGGCCGAUCUGCAUUAUCCUGGACUCAAGUAAUAAGCCGAAAGUGAAUCAAUUCAUUGGCACCGCCUGGCGGCAAAUAAAUGAUAAUAAUAUGUACGGAACCAGGGAGCUUGGGCUCAUACGCAUAGAACGUAAGCCCCAGGACUGCGAGGAGAUAGAUUUGUACACCCAGUUCUGUGCUGGAAGCUCUGGGAAUUCACAAUCCUGCGACGGACUCUCUGGCUCGCCACUGAUCCAAAACCAUAUUUAUGAAAAUCAAAAUAGGUUUGUCCAGCUCGGCAUCUCGACUUUGAGCGAUAUGGACUGUCGGGGGGCACAGGGUUAUACCGAAGUGAUGCAUUUUUACUGGUGGAUUGAGGAUGUGGUGGCCCUGUUCGAAGGUGCUGAAGCUUAUAGGCCAAGGAAAAGCUUUAGUGCAAGUGCCACAAGUACAAGGAUUUAUCCGAAGUCCAUAUAACAAUCUGGACCAUUAAAUUAAGUUAUUACUUAAUAAAAAGCUCUGCAAGAACACUA
Messenger RNA from Drosophila biarmipes, 945 nucleotides. Its product is annotated as coagulation factor X. Lineage: Eukaryota; Metazoa; Arthropoda; Insecta; Diptera; Drosophilidae. Gene Ontology annotation, molecular function: serine-type endopeptidase activity. The transcript is spliced from 4 exons. The record is from RefSeq and is a predicted model, not a curated record. Bases 41 to 889 code for a protein of 282 amino acids. Gene Ontology annotation, biological process: proteolysis.